GUGGUUCAUUCGUGAGCCGCGCUUUGUGGGGCCUUUUCCUUUGUAUCGAGUGCAUGAGCAGGGAAGUUAAAGAGCUUGGGUUCGAGAUUCAAGCUUUGAGGCUGGAACUUCAGGUUCUGAAGCUGCGUGUGGAGCGGCAGGAGGCCGAGAUCGCUGAGCUCAAGGCUGUGCAAGGCUUUGAGUUUGUACAAGUGCCCCCUGAGGAGGGGACUUCUUCUGAGAGGCUCGGUUCAGAGCCUGCUUCUUCCAGCCAGGGCCGCCCUGGAGAUUCUGCAAGUUCCGAUUGGACCUUUCGUUUGGAGGUGGCCCGCGAGAUCGGGCGAUUCUUGAAAGCUGGGCUCGAGCGGAAGAAGUGGAGUGGCACCAGCGGGCGCGACAAGAUCACUUUGAGAAGCACUAUCUACGUGUUGGUCCGGGACAAGGGCGGGUGUACUUACACAGAUCCUGUCCGAGUUUUCCGGAGCUGGCGAGGCAUCAAGGAGCUGGUGGAGACAAAGGGCAACCUGUUCGAUUCCCUCUUCGUCGGCUUCCCUUCUCAGCGGGAGGCCGUGGUUGCAGUGACUGAGGAGGAGACGGAAGUGCGGCCCCAUCUCCUUUUCAAAGCAGGUCGCACAAACUUCAGUUAUCGUGUGGGGUCUUUGCCAUGCGCCGUCGCAGACGAGGAGACCUCAAUUUUGACGAUUGCAGAGCUGGGCGGCCGGGCUAUAGUCGCCCUGCCUCAGGAGGUGUGGCAUCGGCAAGUCGCUCGGCGCAAGGUCAGCCCGACUACUUUGGGAAAGGCCAUCCUUGUGGAGGUGGUCGGAGCCACACCUCAGGAUCCGGAAGUGCCGCUGCCCGAGGUGACUAUCAAACUUUGGGUGGGCGUCCUUGCGAUGGAGCAGGAGGCCCUUAUCAACUACGAGCGGCCGGCCGGGGAGGUAAAGUACCAGUUCGCGCCGACCGUGCUUCCCUAUGCUCAGGCACUGGUCUCCGUGGCGGACGAGCACUUCGCCUUUACCACAGCGGAGAGCACCGGAGGACCCGAGGGAAUUUUCAAAAGAAUGAGUGCCGUCGAAUCUGGUUUGGCCGAGAUAAAGGUGCUCAUCGCGAACCUUGGUGCAAAGGAGCCGGACAAGGCUGGAGCGCCCCAGGAGCCUCGGGACAAGGUGAGGGGAGCAAAGUCAAAGGCCGUGGCAGCCCCAAGGAAGACAGCGAUGGGUGGCCUGGAUCCGGCCACGGUUGCGGCCGCCAGGGCGGCCGGGAUCGAGGACAGCGCGCUGCAGGAGAUGGGCAAGCUGCUAGCGGCGAAGCGCCUGAAGAAGCCAGAGGAUGCGGGCGAGAAGCCCGCCACGGCGGUGGGCGCUGGCCUGGACGAGGACGACUUUGCCGAGGACCUGGAGGAGCUGAACCUCGACGAGCCCGAGCAGGAUGGAAGCCGGAUGGAGGCUGCGGUUCUGCAGCUCACAAAGAUUGUGAGCACGUUGGCUCACCCGACGAGGCCUUCAAAACCGGACUUAGAGAGCGUGCUGGACGCCGGCGUGAGCAGCGGGAGUGGCGAUCAGCAGAACCUCGGCCAAGGACGGAAAAGUGCAGCGGCUCUGCGCUUCCUCACCAAGGUCUACGACGAGAACCCCAAGGCCAUCUACGAAGCUCUGGAGCGGCAAAUGAUGCUGGAUUUUCAGGUGGCACCACCGAAGCCAGGUGUUCCCGACUACUCCGGCGGCAAUGGUACUGCGCGGGGCUGGCUGGCCGCAAAGAGCAGGAUCGGCAACUUCCACAAUCACAUUCGGUGGUCGUGGCAGGUCGCAGGCAUAUGGGACGACCUUGUUCAGAACAACGUGGACCGUGCAAGGGCACGUGCAGGCCUCCUGGUGGCCUGCGCAGACCAGGCCUCGAUCGAUUCGGGGUCUUGGGUGAUGAGCACUGUGGCUCUACUAGAGCCGCUUCCUCCGUUUCAAGAAUUUGCAAGGCAUACCGGGCCUCAGCCGGCGGAGUCCCAGAUCUCCGCGCUCUUCGACCCCCGUUGGGGGGAGGUGUUUCUCCAGGUGCUGAAGGACCGGGAGUCGUUCAACGAGGCGAAGCAGAAGCUGGCUCAAGGUUCGAGGCGGGAGCUGCCCACGAACCCUCGUGGGAGCGACAAGGAGACCACCGAGGAUCCGAAGGGGCGCGGGCGCGGCCGAGGACGAGGGCGAGGCCGCGACGGCAGUGGUGCCCAAGGGGGUGCCGAACAGCAGUGA
Molecule: messenger RNA, 2216 nt
Organism: Symbiodinium necroappetens
Lineage: Eukaryota; Dinophyceae; Suessiales; Symbiodiniaceae
Source: the annotation of a GenBank genome assembly